Fraxinus pennsylvanica is the source of this 390-nucleotide messenger RNA. The record is from the annotation of a GenBank genome assembly. Lineage: Eukaryota; Viridiplantae; Streptophyta; Magnoliopsida; Lamiales; Oleaceae.
AUGGGUUCAGAUGGUGCGGUGGUGGUUUUGCGAUUGCGAUGCAGUGUGGUUGGUGGUUGUGUAGUGGUGUUGUGUAUUGGUGAGGCCGUUCACUUACCUCCACUGUUGCCGAACCAGAAGCAGUCACCGAAGCAGUGGGGGGCGAUGAAACCUGUGUCGAUUGCGGGGUCAACUGAGACCGAUAUUCAGAGAAGCAAAGAAUUGGAUAAGUUUUUGGUGGAUUCGAGACUGUAUGAGAGUGCCGAGGAAUCUUCUGAGAGAAAGGGAGUUUUGAGUCGACUCAAACAGUUAUUUUCGGAAUGCUUUUCAAGUUCUGAUAGUUUUUAUUCUUUAACCUGCACAACUUUUAUUUAUUUGAAUGUUUACUGUGUAUUCGAUUGGGACUGUUGA